Ectocarpus sp. CCAP 1310/34 is the source of this 815-nucleotide messenger RNA. The record is from the annotation of a GenBank genome assembly. NCBI's taxonomy places the organism in Eukaryota, Phaeophyceae, Ectocarpales, Ectocarpaceae.
AUGGCCUUCAUCGAGUACAAUACCAUCAUGACCGCCUUCGACACUCCCAGCGCUGUCACCGGCGAGGGCGGCCUGAAGGAGGACUACAUGCCGGGAGACCUCGGCUUCGACCCCCUCAACCUCAAGCCCGACGACGAGGCGGCUCUGGACGUGAUGAAGACCAAGGAGCUGAACAACGGCCGUUUGGCCAUGAUCGGCAUCGCCGGCAUGUUGGCGCAGGAGCUGGUCAACCCGGCGGACAUCCUCGGCUAGACUGUAUUACUUUUGUCGGUUGGGAUUGUCUGAGUGUAUGAAUCAAGUGUGUUGGUGUGCUAUUGUGAGUGUUUAAUGCAUCGGCCUGGUCCGAGAGGAUGGAAGGAAGUUGGGAGGUGCUACCUACCAUAUUGUUACGGCUUUUUCUCGCGAUCUUAGAUGCUGGUGCGAUACGGAUGUUCCUUCAUGCUUACGUUUUCGGCUGUAAUUUGGUGUUGUACCGAAGUUUUGCUGAGUGUCGACGGUUAGACUGGCCUUGCAUUCUGUUCUUCGAUUCAUACCACCGAUGGUAUGUCGGCGCAGGGAAGAAUCUGUGUCGUUGUUGUCACUAUGGUGAGAAAGUUUGCUUGAUGUUGUUUAGCCGAGGCUAUUCCCGCUCAGACCCAAGAACAAUUUUGUCUCAUGUUUUCCCUUUAGACGAGUUUCGCCAUUUGGCUGUUUCCGUUGUCGCAUGUCUUGACGGUCCUGAUGUUGUCUAAACUCGAAAGGUCGAACUUGAAAGCGACAAAUGAGUAGUUUUACAUAGAGUGUUGCGCCCCGGAAUGUCGUGUUUGCGAGUCUGA